AUGUCAGUGUGCGCAGGCUCGGCACGCUCUCGCAGCCCGGACCCUGAGAGCUUUCACAGCCUCUUGGUGGUCGCUACCCGAGAAGUCACCCGAAAGGGGAGAAGGAGCUGGCGCGAGGGAGGUGAGGUGGUGGUGCCGCUGGUAGCGGGGGGUAUGUACUGGUCACCGCGGGGCUUUGAACCCUGUGGCGUGGCUCGCUCCCAGGCCGCUUGUUUGGUGGCGGUGGGGGGGCGCUGGUUGCGGGCUCUCACGGGAAGUGUUUUUGCUCGUCUCCAACAUUAA
Knipowitschia caucasica is the source of this 282-nucleotide messenger RNA. The record is from the annotation of a GenBank genome assembly. NCBI's taxonomy places the organism in Eukaryota, Metazoa, Chordata, Actinopteri, Gobiiformes, Gobiidae.